Messenger RNA from Onychostoma macrolepis, 1326 nucleotides. RefSeq names its product cytochrome b-245 chaperone 1 homolog. The record is from RefSeq and is a predicted model, not a curated record. The transcript is spliced from 7 exons. Lineage: Eukaryota; Metazoa; Chordata; Actinopteri; Cypriniformes; Cyprinidae. The coding region runs from base 185 to 784 and encodes 199 amino acids.
GAAACCGCUGAGCGGAAGUCAACGUCUUUCGAAGGCGGGUUCAUAUGUGUUGCAUGAUCUACACGUUUUGUUUCCUUAAUCUGUUUUGCUCCAGUUUUCUAUUGCAAAUUUCCAACAUUUAGAUUUGAUAUAUUUUGAAAAUAAUUAUAUUUAAUUGUUUAAACGAGGAACGCGACUUAUUAAGAUGGGGUAUAUGGUCGUGGAGAAACACACAUCUGAUCUUCUCCAUUUGAAGAGGUCUCCUGGGAUUAGAUCAUGGUCCCUCCUUGUUGGAAUUGCUUCAGUUGGACUAGCAGCAGCCUAUUACAGCGCUGACAGCAUAUUAUGGAAGAUGUUCUACGUGACUGGCUGUUUUUUUGUGGCUCUACAGAAUAUGGAGGAAUGGGAGGAGGCAGUGUUUGAUAAAUCUAAGAAUGAGAUAGAAUUAAAGACGUUUAGUCUCUAUAGCAUGAUAUUGACUAUGUGGAAAAGAGGACAUGAGAGAGUGGUGUUAGAUCUGCGGCACCUGCGGGACGUGAGUGUUCAGGAGGAGAGGGUGAGGUAUUUGGGGAAGGGUUACCUGUUAGUGCUGCGUCUAGCGACAGGCUUCUCUCACCCUCUUACACAAAGUGCCACGCUGGGCUCACGCAGUGAUGUGGAGGCACUUGCUGCGCUUCUGAAGCGCUUCUUGGGUCUUGAAGAGUUACAGCAACGUUUGGCAGAAGAAGAUUAUCCUGAUGAUGACGACAUUGAAGAUCUGGGAUUGGGCGAUAGCAGUGAUUCAAAAGAUGAAGAUGAACAUUAAAAAACCUCAGGGAUAGAUGGAAAAUGGUGGAAGACACCGUAUCAAGCCUUACAUGAAACAACCAAACAUUCCAGUCUUACAAACAUCCUGAUGACAAUCUCAAAGUAUUAUCUCUUAUUGUUGCAUUCCAUUUUCACUUGCAUCUUCAGAGCUAUUACCAGAUGACAUUCAGUGCUUUUGCAUGAUUUUUCAUAUAUAUAUAUAUAUAUAUAUAUAUAUAUAUAUAUAUAUAUAAUUCAACAGUAUGUGAAAUAACUGCAUGAAGAAUUCCCUUUCUUUGGUCAAAGAUCGUGUGGUCUGAUCCACACUGUGCCUUUAUACGCUGCAUGAGUGAAACUGCAAAACCGUGAUGUGUGAAAAUGGAUUUAACACUGCUUGAAUGUUAUACCCUUAGUGGUUUGUAAUUUUAAUUUUCUUUUUGUAAAUAUGUAAAUAUUAUUUUGGAUACUAAAGCCCAAGUUGUUGUUUUUUUUCUUUUUUACUUUGUAAGACUCUUGAGCAAGAAAAAUAAUAUUAAACGCAUUGAAGCUGCUUAAAAAUCA